UUCUGUGCUUUUCACUUUCCUAUCAGUAUAUAUACCGACUUCAUGAGCUUUGCUUCUUACAGAGCAUCAGUUGUUGGUAAUAAUAUCAGUGCCUUCGUUUCAAAUUCAAGGUUAUUUAGACACAGAAAACUGACAUUGGGUGCUCUAUCGAUCGUGAGAGUGUCACAUAGUUUCUAUCAACGCUAGUCAAUUCAACAUGAGUCUUAUGACAAUUAAGUUGUAUGGAUUUUCCUCCGUCGAGUCUCCGGAAGCAGUGGCAGCGUUUCUGGAGGAAUACACUGGACAAGGAUCUGUUUCUGAUGUGAAGGUUUUUCCCCCGAAGGACAGAAACUCAAGAGCGUCUGCCAUAGUUGAGUUCACCCAUGCAGAAUCUGCUGAAAAAAUUAUCCCAUUAGCCGAUGCGCGGCUCCUUUGGUAUGAUGAGGACUCUUAUCUGAAAGCGAGAAAAUGGAAGCCUGAACACACCAUUGAGCUUCUAAAGCUGCACUUCGGAUGCCUGGUUUCCGAGGAACGCUUUUCUGUGCUGUGGACAACAUCGGAAGUUCAAGUGACUUUCGGGAUGGAAUUUAAGAAAAUGUACUUGUUAUUCUGUUACGAUUCAGAUGAAUACAAGCUUGAGAUCUCCGCUGAAAGUAUUCGCGAGAUUGAGCUGCAUUGCCCUCCUGGCCAGCUUCGAAAGUUUCUUCUAAUCCAGUUACUUGGUGCCCCUCGGAUUUUGAAGCAAGUUUCUAACAGAAACUGGGUGCGCGAAGUUGACUUCACUCCAUCUUGCUGCAUUGGCCAAUCUUCUGCCGUAUGUUUGGAACUUCCAUAUGAUUCUGUGCUUCCAAAUUUACACGAUAGUUUUCUUCAUUACCAAGAAAAUGAAGGACGCUUCGCUCUGGAGAGAGGUAAUGUCUUCUCCCGUAAUUCAGAUCUUGUACCAAUUGUUUGUCCGCCAGUGGGCAUUAACUUGCCAUACAAAAUCCUGUUCAAGAUAAAUUCCUUGGUUCAGCAUGGAUGUGUUCCGGGGCAAGCUCUUGAUGCUAUGUUUUAUACGCUCGUUGAUCCAAGCAGAAUAAGAAUUGAACACAUAGAGUGUGCCCUGAACAAACUGUUCUGCUUGAAAAAGCGCUGCUAUGAUCCCGUGAGUUGGCUUUGUGAUCAAUACAGAGAGUACAUGGCCUACAAGAGAAUUCCAGAGUCGCCUGCUAUUUCUUUAGAUGAUGGGAUGGUGUAUGUGCACAGGGUUCAAGUCACACCAUCUAAAGUAUAUUUCUGUGGUCCCGAGGUAAAUCUUUCCAACCGUGUUCUACGAAAUUACCCUCAAGAUAUUGAUAAUUUUCUUCGUGUCUCUUUCGUGGAUGAGGACUUGGGUAAGUUGCAUUCAAAAGAUUUGUGCCUGCGCACAAAUUGUAACACUUCUGCAGAUGAGGAAAGGAGAACUAGAGUUUAUGAAAGGAUACUUUUUACUCUAACAAAUGGAAUAGUCAUUGGUGACAAGAAGUUUGAGUUCCUUGCCUUCUCAUCAAGUCAGUUACACGAUCAUUCGGUGUGGAUGUUUGCGUCAAGAAGUGAGCUCACCGCACAAGACAUCAGAAACUGGAUGGGGGACUUUAGCAACAUCAGAAAUGCGGCAAAGUAUGGUGCUAGAUUGGGCCAGGCUUUUAGCUCUUCCCUGGAGACUUUUAGUGUCGGCAAGGAUGAAAUCGAACUCAUUCCUGACGUAGAAAUCAGAAGAGGCGGAGUCAAAUAUUGUUUCUCUGAUGGAAUUGGGAAGAUAUCUGUUGAAUUUGCUGACGAGGUGGCAAGAAAGUGUGGGAUCAGUUCUACUCCAUCAGUGUUUCAAAUUCGUAGAGGUGGCCAUAAAGGCGUUGUGGCAGUUGAUCCGACAUUGUCAAAGAACUUGGCUUUGAGAGAGAGCAUGUGCAAGUACCAAUCCGAAAACACAGCGCUAGAUGUUCUCCAGUGGAGCAGGAACCAGCCUUGUUUCCUCAAUCGUCAACUGAUCACCCUUUUGUCCACACUCGGAGUCCCGGAUUAUGUUUUUCAGAAAAAGCAAAACCAGGAUUUGAAGAAACUGCAAGGUGUUCUAACUGACCCUUUAAGAGCACUGGAAGCUCUUAAAACGAUGUUUCAAGGGGAGGCCACAGACGUUUUGGAGGAAAUGCUUUUGAGUGGUUACAAGCCAGAUGCGGAGCCAUUUCUGUCAUUGAUGCUGCAAGCAUUCUGUGCAUCUAAGCUUGUGGAAUUGCGAACCAAAACAAGGAUAUUUGUUCCAAAGGGAAGAUUGUUGUUGGGAUGUCUAGAUGAAACCAAGACACUGAAAUAUGGUCAGGUGUUUGUGCAAUGCUCUCACUCUUCGAUCUCAAGUGGCGCUGGCAGCACUACUACAAGCGAAGACCAUUUUACUGUGAUGGGGAAAGUUGUAGUUGCUAGAAACCCCUGUUUACACCCGGGAGAUGUUCGCGUUCUUACAGCUGUGGACAUCCCCGCAUUGCACCACAUGGUGGAUUGUGUGGUUUUUCCUCAAAAAGGAAAGAGACCUCAUCCUGAUGAAUGCGCGGGAGGAGAUUUAGAUGGAGAUCCUUACUUUGUUAGUUGGGACUCUGAUCUAAUUCCGCAUCGGACAAUUGAACCGAUGAUUCAUACCCCAGCACGAACUAUUGAACUGGAUCAUGAAGUUACAAUGGAGGAGGUUGCAGAGUCGUUCACAAACUACAUAGUGAAUGACACUUUAGGGAUCAUUUCACAUGCACAUGUUGCCUUCGCAGACGGAGAUUCAAAGAAGGCCAUGAGUCAUCGAUGUCUUAAGCUCGCCAAGCUCGGUUCCGAUGCUGUUGACACUCCAAAAACCGGCAUGGUAGUGAAAGUGCCGCGCUGGCUACGUGCCGAACGAUUCCCAGAUUUCAUGGAAAAGGUUGGCAAACCUAUGUACAAGUCCAGGCGUGUGAUUGGGAAGCUUUUCCGGCAGGUGAAGAAUGUUGAGCUUAAAUCACAUUCGCAUUCAAGCUCAAUUAAAUCCUUCACCGCGGAAGUGGCUUCGAAGUGCUAUGAUCCCGACAUGGAGGUAGAUGGUUUCGAAGAUUACAUCGAUGAUGCCAUCAACUACAAAAGGGAGUAUGACUACAAGCUGGGAAAUUUGAUGGAUUACUACGGCAUCAAAACUGAAGCAGAUAUACUAAGUGGGAACAUCACUUCAGUGUCGAAAUUUUUCAACAGGAGAAACGACUUGGAGCCAAUUAAUUACGCCGUAAGGUCACUGAUAAGGGAAGCUAGGACCUGGUUCAAUGCGACGCAGUCAGAUUCCAGCACUGGUACCGAUGAUGUAUGGGCAGCGAAAGCAUCAGCUUGGUACCAUGUUACGUAUCAUCCUGGUUACUGGGGUCGCUGCAACAAGGGAAUGGAAAGGGAUCAUUUCCUCAGCUUUCCGUGGUGUGUUUUCGACAAGAUUCUCCAGAUCAAGAGGACAAAUAAGUACGAGGAAUUCCUCACCUAUGUGUUAUCGGAGCGGGAUCGCACUUGACAAUGUCGGAAUCAUGUGUUUGGCGGGAAAUUGACAGAGGGGUCUUAGGUAGUGGUGUGCUUUCCCUUAUGAAUAUGUUGUUAUGUUUUGUUGAAGUUUGUUAAAUUUAAGUAUGACUGUCAAGGGUUCUAGUUC
Messenger RNA from Pyrus x bretschneideri (Chinese white pear), 3640 nucleotides. Its product is annotated as probable RNA-dependent RNA polymerase 1. Bases 197 to 3505 code for a protein of 1102 amino acids. The record is from RefSeq and is a predicted model, not a curated record. Gene Ontology annotation, molecular function: RNA-directed RNA polymerase activity. Gene Ontology annotation, biological process: siRNA processing. Gene Ontology annotation, cellular component: nuclear RNA-directed RNA polymerase complex. The transcript has 5 exons. Lineage: Eukaryota; Viridiplantae; Streptophyta; Magnoliopsida; Rosales; Rosaceae.